AAUAACAAUAAUUUUAAUAUAAAUGGUUCUAAUAAAAAUAUUGUUCCAGCGAGGGCACGCAAUGAUAGUGCAACCUAUGUAAGUUCCUCAAACAAUGCAAAUGUUAAUAGGCUAAAACCGAAUGUCAUAAGUAAGGCUAAGGACAAUCAGCAAGUAACAAAGAAUAAGAAUAUACGUAUUAUAUCAAUAAAUGAUUUUAAAAAGUUGUAUGGAAAUACAAAUCUGAAGACUAUGCAAAAGCUGCCACAAUCGGUUACGAGCCAACAACGUGUUAUAAAUUCAAGGCAGCCAAUGCAAAUGAAGCAACAGCAGGUUCGUUAUUUUGUUGUGAAGUUGGAUAUGAAAUGUGUAGAUGGCGGUAGUAACAGACAACAAUCCGUUCCACAAGACAACAUCGCUGUGCUUGAAGAGGAUAUACUACCCCAUAUAAUACAAGUAUCCAGCAAAGAUGAAAACGACAUUAUAGAGCAUGAAGCACAAAAAACACAAGCGAUUGUAAAGACUGUGCCGGUGCCGUCUCAUCAACAAUCUACAGUUCCAAAACAAGCUGUGCGCCUUGUACCGGCUAAACGUGUUGAACAUAUGAAUACCGUGCCAGUGCGCCAAAUUAAUGCAGCCAAAACCAUCAAACUUAAUCCCACUAAACCUCCAGUAAAUCAGGAAAGCAGCAAAACAACGUCAUUUUCGCCGUCAGUUAUACCUCUACUAACUGUACCCGAAAUCUGUAGGCAGUUAUUGGAGUUGAGAAAGCAGAAUGAGGAACUUAGAAGAAAAUUCGAAAUAGCCCAGAAGGAAAAAGAAGAAUUACGCCAACGUCUGGAUCGCUUGGAAGAAUUGCUGCUUGUGGAGAGGACCGAAGAUGAAUAUAACCAUUCAUAGUUUUACUAAUAUUGUUGUUU
This is a messenger RNA of Musca vetustissima, 899 nucleotides long. RefSeq lists its product as uncharacterized. The annotation marks the transcript as partial. The record is from RefSeq and is a predicted model, not a curated record. The transcript has 5 exons. NCBI's taxonomy places the organism in Eukaryota, Metazoa, Arthropoda, Insecta, Diptera, Muscidae.